AAACGAUUUAAGAAUAGAACAGGAACGUGUUGGAGCCUUGAUGUGCAGAGCUGCAGAAAGAGCUGCAGAGACCUUCCCCAACACUAAAAUCAUCAUAUCAACCCUCCUACCACGCAAAGACUUCCACCCUGACACCAUACAGAAAGUAAAUUCCUACACCUCCAGAGGAUGUGCUCUCAUUCCUAAUGUACACCUCGCUCAUCACACCAAUAUUACACCCCAUCACCUAUACGACCAUGUGCACCUGAACAAAAACAGUGUUAAAGAAUUCGCCAGAACACUAAAGGAUGCAGCACUGGGCAGACACACACCUACUCACACAGCGGACCAACAGAGAGGACAACUCCCAAAGCUACAACGACAAACCUACAGCUACAGCACACCCAUCAGACGACCACCAACACAACCGCUUUUUAAAAAAACUCAAAUGGGACACAACUUAAAAAAACAAAGCAUACCUCAACCUACUCAGCGCUCUCACCUGACCAGACCGGCACCAGGCAAAUUACCAUCACUUCAGCCUGGACUACUGACAACUCCACCAGCUCACCGGCACCAACCAAAGCAUUCAGAACCAGCAACACCACUCCACCUCACCCGGACUGAACAAACACAUCUCAGCUAUGCUCAAGCACUCAUAGGACCACAACACACUGACGAAAUGGGCGGAUGGUGUUAGAACCUGUUCCUCAGGAGUUCUACGUGUGUUUCCAUGAUUCAGUACCAGAAGUGCCU
Messenger RNA from Trichomycterus rosablanca, 735 nucleotides. RefSeq lists its product as uncharacterized. Lineage: Eukaryota; Metazoa; Chordata; Actinopteri; Siluriformes; Trichomycteridae. Bases 41 to 679 code for a protein of 212 amino acids. The record is from RefSeq and is a predicted model, not a curated record. The transcript has 2 exons.